GUUUUGAUUUUUGAUAAAUAAACAUCGUUUUUCAAUCAGAAGAAUGUCGGAGACGAAGCCAAGAAUCAAAUUGUUGAAUGGCACCGAGUUGAUUGCACAGCGAAAAUUGUUCGAUGAAAUUGAUGGCGAAUAUUUGGUACGUGGUGAAAAGGCAACAUUUCCUAUAAAUACCGAAGAAGAGCGAACCAUCAUCAAAUCGUAUCAAGAUGAUUUGCGGAAGGUAUUAUCAAUGGAGAGAGUUGCUUUGCAAAACGAACGUUCGACGGCUGUAAUCGAAGAUGGUAAAAUUAAAGUGACAAAACGCCAAGGCAAAUGGGAUGUGUUUGAAUCGUCUGGCCAAUAUUUGGAACCACAUGUCGCACUGUUCUACAUGGAGCUCAACAGGCUAGAAGUCUACCUGGGCAAAAUGAUUGUGUCAUUAGAAAGGGCUUAUCAUAUGUUUCUCGCACACGACAAUUCCGGUAGAAGUGAUAAACUGACCAAAAAUGAAUACGUAGUUUAUGCGAAUUUCAUGCGUUUUGGAUGCCACAUAAGACGAUUCAAGAAUGAAAGUCCCGAAUCAUAUACAUCGUCUGAAGAUGAAAGUGAUGACAACGAAACUGUUCAAAGCGAUGCAGCCAUCCAAAAGUCUUAUAUUUGGAAUUAUUUGUAUGAAUUGCUCGGUCACAGAAAGACAGCAAUUAAAUCGGGCAGUAUCGAUACUAAUCGUUACAGCAACGUUAAAGAAUCGAUGAAUGUCACAAUUGGGAAAUUCAAGAUCGACGAUUCGGUCGAAACAAUCACAUCUACCUCUUCAAUCGAAACCAGUGAAAGAACUGUUGUUCCAGAGAAACGGAAAUUGCCAAGUGACGAGAGUUUCAAUGCACCAGCAUGUAAAUCUGCCAAAUUAAGUGAUAAAUUCAGUAAUGACGGCCAGUAUUUCGGCAGUGGGUCGACAAAUGAUUUUAUGAUCGGCAACACAUUUCAACGGUUCAAGCAAAUUUUCGACCAAAUCGACAUUAUUGAUGUGAAGAAGCCGGAUUCGUAUGACGACCAACAGCCAAUCAAUGAAAAAUUCUCGUUUGACUUAUGGACCGAAUUGGAUAAUCGGUUCUGGUCCCAGCAUAAAGGUCCGGAUUUUCGCCUAAUCGUUAAACAACCAUCCAAAUCGCUUCCCCAUAAUGAUGACAUUUUCAGACUGUACAAUAGUUUGGCGUACAAAUCGGCAAUCAUUUUGGUGUGCACUAAUAAGGAAAUGUCAUUUCAAGCAUAUGUUUAUCGUUUUACAACGUAAAUUUGUCAAAAUUGUCAGUUUCAAUCCACGAAAAGAAAGAAUUUUAUUAACUUUCUCUCUAUGUAAAUAAAAACAAAGUAUGACUGCAGAAAAAAAAACAAAUGUGUGUUAAAACAAUUGAUCAUUAGAAUCAUUAGUUUAUUUGCCAUUUUUCGAGCGGCGCGCUCCAUAAACGAAAACACAAAUACAAUCGAGCUUGCCUGCUGUGCACAUGGCUUUGAUGUGUAUAGAGAGCAACGACGAGAACGGCAGCGGUGCGGCGGCGAUGACGAAGAGAGAACAACGAUACUUUACCAUAGCCAUUUAACACACAAAUACCAAUACCGGAUUCACAUGGAAACGCGCGCGUUUAUGUUACCAUCCGAAUGAGUGUAUGCAAAGAAUGAGCAUGAGAGUGAGAGCGCGAGAGCGAGAAGGAAGGAGCACAACUCGAGUGAGCGAAUAUUGUGUGUGCGAUACGGUUGUAUGCGUGCAGAAAAUCGGUUUUGGUUCGCGCUCGAUACCGACAAUAGCCGAGCAAAGGUGGAGCAACAACAAACAAAACAAAAACUCAAAGCUUUGGGAUCGCUUCAACACAUUUUCCACCAGUAUUUGUUACACAUUCCUGCAGUAUAGUGCUGUCUCUGUAGCAGAUUGCGUCGCCAAUAUUCCGAAUUGGUUUUUUUUUUGCCUCGAUAGAGUUGAAUACAAAUAAAAUCUAAAAACGCAAAAGAAAACGAAACGCAUUUCCGACACAGUUUACAAAAUUUGAAACGGCUUACAUCUGAAUAUCCCGAUUUUUGUGUGUAAAAACGAAUUUUUGUUUGUAAUCGGUUUUUUUUCGAAAAAAAACCCACCUGAAACGACAUCAACGACAUCAACGACGAAUCAUAAAAAAUCUGAGAGAAAAAAAUGGGUUGUGGCAUAGCAAUAGUUAAAUUUAUUCUAUUUGUUUUCAACUUGGUGUGCGCGGUAAGUAUAGUUUCGUUUUGAAAUCAAUUAAAUCACCCUGUUCCUGAAAUGAUAGAAGAAGAAAAAAAACAACGGGCAAAUCGACACAUUCAGUUAUUUGGAAGACGAAUGAUUCAAGUGUUAAUUGUUGUUACUGUUCAUUCUUCUGUUAAAGUGAAGGUUACGACUUUGCCAUUCGCAUUUCAAUAGAUUCAUAAUCGCAAAGAGCAAAGCCAAAUGACAAGAUAAAUGAAAAAAAUAACGUUCAUCAUAGAAAAUCUAUCGAAAUGAAGAGAAAAUGAUUGUUUUUAUUAAAUCAGUUUCACAUAUUAUUUUUUGUCGCUUUUUUCUUCGCAUCUCUCUUCGAUAUGUAUGUAUGGUCACAUCUCUGGCGCGCGCGCUGCACUCUCACAUCAGUUGUUUAACAUUGUUUGUUAUUUGGUUAUUGGUUAUUAUGGUGCUAAAAUGUCGACACGACAUCACAUCAAAACAGGUUUAUUGUGUUUCUGCCGCUGCUGCUGCUUCUACUGCUGCUGUUUCACUGGAAUUGUGUGUGCAAACCGCAGACUUUCAACUCCAUCUCGUUGCUCGCUGUGUGUAUUUCAUUUGAUCAAAACCAAUAGUUCAGUAAUAAAUAAUUCAGAACAACGUGAAUAUCGUCACCCGUUGACGCUAGAAACGUUUUUAUUUUUUAGUUUUUACAACUUUUUCAUUCCGUCUUCUCGGCCAUAGAUAUGCAAACAAGGUUGAAAUGCAAGAGCAACUUCCACAUACAAAAAAAAAACACAAACAAAUUCAAGUAUUUGUGGAAACGUGCAAAAAUUUCGUCAGCCAUCAUAUCAGAGAAGAAGAAAACGGCAAUCAGUCAGUGGAAGAGACAAGAAAGAAAGAGAUAAAUAUGAUAUUUCUUUUCUUUAUGAUGCUAUGAGCAGCAAAAAAUAGAGAUGCUUAUUUUGAUGUGUGCCAUUCAGUCCCUCCUAUUCAUCGGAAUUAAAAACGACAACGACGGCGAAGGCGACGAAUAAUGUGUAUUUCAUUCAAACAUUGCGCGUCAAAAUCGAAACUGAUUUUGUCAAUACAGCGACACACUACUGAAACCAGUCUUCAUAAAUUAUCUUCACUUUUUUCUUCUCUCAUUGAGCAUUUUAAUUUCCGUAUCAGAUUUUGUGAAAUAAUUUCUUGAUUUUGUGCAUGACCACAUCUCGCUUCGACGGAAAGAUAUGUAAAAGACGUGGAUAGAGAGUGGAAAAAAAAGCAAAACAACAACAACACAUACAAUGACGAUGACAAUGAAAUAAGAAGUAUAGAUAGAAUCGAGGAGAGAAAAGAACAGUAACAGCAGCAGCAACAAACAAAAGUCAGGUCGAACGAGGCGAGAGCGUGGAGAGAAAAAAGAGCAUUCUGGUUGAUGUGCUGGUUCCACACUAUAAAAAGAAUGGAAAUUACGUCAUUUUCAUAGCAAUGAAUGCUGUUCUAAUCUGCCAUAUCCAGUAGUAGUAUCAUAACACACCAACACCGUUUCAACUGGGCAGCCCAACACUCUCAAUGCACAUAACACUGAAACAUAAAGAGCAAUGAGAGUCGAUGAAGUCAAUGCUGCUGAUGCACGAACGGAACACACACGGAAUAAAAAAGUAGCAACGAAAAAAAAAACACAUAAAAACUGAACUCAUGUUACCGUGACCAACAUAGGUGCAGUGUACAUCGUAGUAUGAAACGAUGUACUCACUUGUGCGAACGGAACGAAAAAAUUUAUACAUAAUUUCGAUAUUACUACUUUCAGAAUCAGAAUUUAAAUCGAAUCAAAGAGCAACAAAAGCAAAAAGGAAACGACAAAAAAACGCACAACCGAAACUUUCCUUCAAUCACUCACUCCCGAAACGAUAUAUGAAACGGUGAAAUAGAACGCUCAUUGAAAUGUAUAAAUGUGUAUGGAAGUAGUAUCGUGCAAAGCCCAUCAUAUUCAACCACAUUUUGUUUUAUGUCUUGCGGCACAAAGAAUAUAGGAGUGAAUUUACGCAUAUUAUAUUGCCGUGGUAUCCACGCAAACGUAAACAUCCAUAUACGUUUGUCCGACAUUCAAAAGACGCACGAAAAAAAAAUAUAACCAAAUACACAUUUUGUAAUUAUUCCGCGUGUGUAUGUGUGUUGUAUUUUUUUUUUUGAGGCACGUUUCAGCAUUCUGUUCAUUUUCUUUCAUGUAUGUGAUUUUUUGUGUUGUUUACAUUUUGUUCUAUGCCAUUCGUAACGUGUGAUUGACCAAGACAAUUUCUUAUUUACCAUGAAAUUAUUUCCAUAGGUAAAAGUGGUCGUAUCACUCGACUUCAUACUCUAUUCUUUUCCGAAUGUCUUUUCCGAUUGAUUCUUUUCUUCCCGAAAAUUACUCGAGUAAUUUUUUUUAAUGUGCGUUAACAUUUCGUAGAUAUUUUUACUGCUUCAGCGAUUUUCGAAAGGGCGUGCACAGCGCUUUUUUUCUGUUGUUCAUUUCGUUUAAUUUCAUUUUGGGUUCCCUUACGAAAUUAGGGGACUUAUUCAAUAAAGUGCUGGUGUUGUUGUUGUUGUUGUUGUUGUUGUUGUUGCUUUUUUGUCUACUUUAUUCAAUGGGAAGUACGGCAAAUAAAUUUCAUGCUCGUCGUUCUUUUGAGCUGGGAAAAUUAUUGAAGACCACAAUUAGAAUACAAUGAAAGUGCAUGAGAGAAAAAAACAAUUCCCCAUUUUUACUCUGAAACAUCUCACAGUGCUGCCGUGUAUUGAAAGUUGAUUGAGUCGAGAUUUGCUUCUGAAGAUUCACAGUGUUCUGUUGUGCAAGCGUGUAGCAUCAAAUAAUAUAAUAAAAUGAUGAAAAUGAACGAGAAGAAGAAGAAGAAGUAGAGAGAAAACACAGCUUAUUAGACACGAACGCGGCUUGCUAUAAUCUUCCCUUUCAAAUAUAUAUAUAUAUAUAUUUUUCUGCCGUUUUAGGAAAUGAGUUAACUCUGUUUACACACAGAUUUGUGUUUAUAAUAUAGUCAUAAAUAUUGCGAUUUGUGUAUUCUCGCCAAUAGAUGCUAUAGCACACAGUUGGGGAAUUUCAAAUGAAACGAAAGGAAAACAAAACCAAAAACACACAAGUGUGACUCUCUCGGCCCUCAGCAAAUUAUUGCUAAUCAACGAAUUGUUGGAGCUUUUCGGUGUUUUUUUUUUUAUUUUGUUUUUGCCCUAUUAUUUUGUGUGCAUGUGUCUGUUGUUUCGCUUUGGUCAUUUCCCAUUCCAGAAUUCAAUUAUUCGCAUGAAAUCGACAAUUUAAAAUUUGCCUAUCUGUUUUGCGGUGCUAGUUUCACAGUAGCAUAGAAACGUAACGACAGAGAUAGAUUGAGAUAGAGACAGAGAGAGUAGGCUAUUAAAAAUGAGCAUGAAGUCACGUUGAAUUAACAGCAACGACAACAUCGACGCUCAGAUUCCGAGGCGCAUACAUUCACACACUUUUAUGUGGCCAACACCUUAAAAUCCAUAUCUGUAGUUAGUUUCGUAGUUGCUUUACUCUUUAAUUAAUAUAUUUUUCUGCAUGGGUAUCGUGCCUAUAUAGUACCUAGUGUGUACUUGGCAUUUUACCACCGUAACAGCUUUUUAUCCGGCAAAUAACAAUUAUAUACAUAUUUAGUCCACCUCAGCUCUGGAAACUAAUUACGGAGUUGCGGUUUUGAGAUUUUGAAUGAAUAAAAAGAAAACCAAAAAGAGAAAAAGAAAGAAUGACAACGCCACCGCCGCCGCCGCCACCGUCAUCGUCGUUGACGACGACAGCAACAGCAACGAUACAACGCAUCGAAAUGACUUAUGUGUGUACGUGUGAUCUCAAUUUAUGAAGAACGACGUCAUUUAUAAACAUUUUUCGAAAUGUUUGGAUCAAUCAGUGCGCUCUUGUUGUUUCACAUUGUUUCUUUGCUCAUUCGUUCGUUCGCUCAUUUCUUAUAUUUCUUGAUCAUUCGAAGAAUCGAUUCGCAAAGCGUAAUACAUUUUCCAAAAACAAUUUGAAUAGCCGCUGAAAUAUGAACAUGAUACGUUGUUCUUAGUGUAUCAGCAUUAUUCGUGACUUCAUCGGUGAUCAAGCAGCAGCAACAGCAGCAGCAACAUGUGUUUUUAUUGCCUAUCGUCGACAGACCGCAACAAAUUUCGAUUAACGAAUGUUUUUUUUAUUGAAUGAAAACACUUGCAUUCCGAAACGUAUACCGCGCGUCAUGUGUGUUUUUUUUCAUGGCGAAGGCUUCACUUCCAGAACAACUAAACUCCUGACUCACAAUUUCAUUUAGGCUAAAUGAAGAGGCCAAAUUUAUUAAAUUAAAUUCCAUUUCUUCUUCGCCAACUUAUUGCAUGUGUACAAGAGAAUAUGAUUUCGUUUACUGCUUCAUUUUUCCGUAACAAAAAUUGCACGCGAUUUACGGUGAAAGUUCUGUCUGCGUUUUGUAUUAUUUUUACGCUUCAUAACAUACACACACACACACACACACACAAAAUAUUUCGACACACGAUGAUGCGAAUGCCAUAGCAAUUAAUUUCAUAAAAUUUGUGUAGAUAGAGUCAGUCCAUCCGUGAGAAUUCAUUUGACAGAGAACUCUAAAAUUCUAUCCACGCGAAUAAUUUGCUUCCGGUAACGUCACCAUCACCACCAACACCACCACCACUGCCAAAGUCGACUGGGGAAAUUAACGAAUAACGAUGUCAAAUCAAAUUAAUUAAGGUUUGCCGAUAAGCCAUUCUCUAGAUUAAAUGACCAUCGUGACAAUACCCCCAACUGUCUUCGUUCGCUUCUAAAAUGGUACAUGUUACCCGUGCGUGUUUGUUCAUUAUCAACCGUCUCUUCUAUUUUUUUUUAUGUUCACGUUUUUUGAAAUUAUUCAAAGUGACACCUUCAACAGAACCGCAACACCGAAAUGUUGGUUUGAUAUUCGGCAAACAUCAUUUAGAAGAGAGACACAAAAAAUUAUGGUGUUUUUUCUUUGUUCAACCUUGUGCGUAAAGAAAAUGCGAUGAAAAAAAACCAUUCGGUUAUUAUUCAGUACAGCACAUCAUUGACAUGGUUGCGCUCUCAAAACCAUAGUUUUCACCACAUUUUUCUUUUCAUCGUGUUCGUGCUUCUUCCGUCUCUUGAAGCCGCCAAAUAAAAAUUCGAAUCAAUUGUUUGGAAUUAAAUGGAAAUUGUCGAAAAAUGGACACAAAACUAUUUCACGCAAAAAUAUAAAAACCAAAAUCAGAGAUGACAUUUGGCGAUUGAAUUGAUGCCGAAUGUCUCUGAAGGCAAUUCCAACAACUUUCGAAUCAAUCUAAUAAGAUUUUUCCAUCCAUUAUACUUUCACUGCAUCAAUUAAAUUAAAUUACUGGCAAUAGAUGUGUACUGAAUGAAGUCGCAGUAGAUACUAAAUUAAAUUGGUGGAAAAUUGAUGGGUCAAAUUAGUUCGUUGCCAAAUCUAAUCAAAGUACUUGAAUUGAGAGAAAAGAAAGACGCAAAAUUCUGAUAAAUGACGGGAUUUAUUGACUAAUUAUAUUACCGAAACAUUUCGGGAUUCCAAAAAGACUUUUGCAAUAUAUGUAUUUUGGUGUACACCAACGACAACACAAAAAAACAACAACUGAAAACUAAUAGGUUGUAAUUUAUGGUAUGCGUCAAUCGAUCUUCAAAAUACUACGUGUGUCUUUUAUUUACACGUGUGUGUGAGUGUGUGUGAUGCCUGAACGGUGUCGCUUAAACGGCCCGGCCCGGCCUAAACUUCCACCCGCGUCAUAUUUGUAAAUUUUAUAUCGAAUGAAUAAUGUGGGAAGGACAAAUUUGUAAAAGCCACCAAUUCGCUUAGUAAUCGCCCAAUGAACAAAGUGAUUCAGGCAAGUGUCAAUUGAAAUGGGAACGAGAAAUAGAAAACAAAACAAAACAAUAUUCGGCUAGUAUGUGACUUCAACCGUGCAUUAUUGUUUGACUGAAAAUUUGUCGCUUAUAUCUUAUCUACGUAUCACAUAUCCGAUAUCAACAUUGCCGCAAUGUGUACGUUACGUAUACAUGUGUCUAAUUAUUCUGUUGUUGUACUCUCGUAUAAUUUUCAUGCUGUACAUGACACAGUACAGUGUGUGUGUGUGUACAUUCAAAGUGCAUGCCGUGUUAUCAUAAUACAAAACUAAUCGGACACAAAAUAAACUUAAUCAACUAUUGAUUCAGUGCAAAAAUAGAUGGAAUUAUUUACACAAUAACAAAAAAAAUGGUAGCAUGAACGCAGGUCGACCGACAAAAUGGAUCAACGAUAUACACACAUAUAUUCCCACUUCAACAUGGGUCGUUGCAAGCCAAAAAAAAAAAUCCAAUAAAAAACAUUAUCACGCCUGUUUGACGAAAUGAAAUUUUUUCGUACGAAAUGAAAGAAAAAAACAACUGUCACGAACAUACAGCGAAUAGCGAAAUAUGCAAUGUUGAUUCUCCCUUUUUGCCGUGUGGCUCCUUUUUGUCUUCUUUUAUCUCGCUUUAUCUGGUUUUUUUAUAUCGUUAAAUGCAAUUUUCAGCAUUUUUUCUGUAUUUGCUUCGUUGAUUGUUUAUAUGUGUGUGUUAUUUUUGGCGCGUUGUUUACAGCAUAUAAUCUAUUUUUAAUUCCUGGAAUUAUUGCGGCAGCAUUUGCUGUCUCUUCUUUAUUAUUAUGUAUACAACAGUCGGAUUAAAUUUUUAUUUUGUUCUGUAAAAUGUGGUAAUAGCGAACGCAUCAAUUCACCUGCACUUUAUUUUCGGCGCAAAAUCACGGCAAUUUCAAUGGCUUGUUCGAACAGAGCAUUGAACGUGACUUGGUGUAUUAAAUGUCGCUCAAUGGUACAUUAUGUAAAUUGACAAUUUCGGUCGAAACAAAUGUGUCAUACUCGGAUUUCGAUGCACGCACUCACUCUCCAUUAAAAUCAAUUUCAUCCCAACCAAUUAUUCGGUUCUUUGUUAUUGUGCGAUUGUCAUUUUCAUUGUCUCCAAGGAAAUUCCAGGAAUUUUAAUUUCGAAAGUGUUUUGGACUUUUCUCCACAGGAGAUAAGAUAUGUUAUUACAAAAUUCAUAUCGUGCUGAAAAGCAAUCAUUUUUUUCACAUUUAUAAAUCAAAGCAAUGUUUCAACUUGCAAUUAGUAGAUUCUCAUACAUACACAGAGAGAUAGAGAUAUUGAGAUAGAAAGAGGGGCAAAUAGAUAAACACGAGAGAAACAGAGAGAGAGAGAAAAUGUGAAAUUAUACGAAUUAAUUGUAUCAGGCAAGAGUAAUGAAUAAUGUCGUCUUGAUUCAGGGUCACACCAAUAUUUAUUCAUUACUGCAUGGAGUGAGUCACGUUACACACAGUGUGUCUUCCAUUUGACUGUCAUUUGCUAUGGAUUCAUUGUCGCACACUGUGAAGCAAUCCCACUUCAAAUGUUUUGUGCAACAACGAAAACUCUGCACCACCGCCGCCGUUGUCUAUGAGAGCGAGAUGAAAUCUACGCAAAGCAAAUGCUCUACAGCACUUACGGUGCGCAUAUGAUCUCAAUUUGCAAUCGAUUUGAAGUCGGUCUCUGAAAUUGUGCUGUUCGCAGAAGCAUAUACACACAACACGGUAUGUUCGAGCGAUUUAGCCAUGGAUAAUCGAUGUCAAUGCAUAUUGAAUGCAGUUUUCACCGUAUUUUAACUACUAAUAAUGGUUACCGUUCCAUUUUGAAUACCACAUCCCUUCCACUUCCGCUCGCUUCUAAUUCCAUUCAUGUGACGCUAUGCAAAUGACAUUUUUACGUAUGCGAUUCGAGUUACACUUGGCCAAUCAUUAAUCUUUGAUGUUUGCGUUGCGAAGAUCGAUCGAUUCCGAAGGAUUAAAAAAAAACCAGAGAACGUAUAAACUAUUCCUAUGCAUUUCGAUGGUGUCACCGUGUGUUGCAUGUGCUUGUGUACGUUUUUAUUUCAACAGUAAAAACACCACAUAAUGUGUUCCGCAAAAUGUCAUUCCUGUUUCUAUUCUUAGACGAUAAAUUCUCGACUCAGUUUUAGAGAGAUUCAACAGAGACAUUAUUAACACGAAAAUAUACAUGUUUGAUCUCAAACAUAAUGGAACGAGCAAUUCAUACAGCUUGAAGAACACAGAUUAUGCCGGAAUAUUCUUUAUUGACCGCAGACAGAAAUGAGGUAGAGAGAAAGAAUGACAACAAAACAAAGUGAACAAGCACCGAACAAUUUCGGGCCAAGACUUUUCAAGUCAAUUGUACGUUAAUUACAUCAAUAAAAUUUAGUCCAUUCUUUCGGUGUCGAUGACGAUGAUGAUGAUUCAAUGUUAACAGCAAUACAUUUUUUAUGAAUGACAAAUGUCAUUAAUAUCGUGCGUAGACGAUAUUUUGAUAAGAUAAAUGUAUUUCGUCUAUUUUUCAGCCGAAAUUUGUAUGUAUUGAGAGUGAAUAAUUAGAUAAAUAAUUGAUUAGUAUGAAUAGAAGUGCGUUUAGCUAGUUCGCUUAUCUAUCAUUCUCCGCCAGAUUCGAAUGUAAUUUCGCUGAUUUGAAGUCAGGUCAUUGUGAAAGAAGGAUGUGACUCGUCACUGAAAACUGUAGACUCUACGUAUUAAAAUCGUACCAUCAGUCUACUCAGUCACGGUCUUCUUUGUUAAAUUCGUUGGUUAUCAUAACAUUUGGAUUACGAAAUCCGAUAUGACCUAAAAUUCUAUGAGCCGCUCAAGUUAAUUAUGCUUUUCCAAAACUUCAAUCUAUGUUUCUUUUUCUUUUUUUUACAAAAAAAAAUGGAAUACGAAACAAGUCUUUUGAGCGGUUACAAAACGAAAACCAGGUCGUGUUUGAUACUGAAAAAUUGAGCGAAGAAUGUUGUGUCGAUAUGGUGAGCGUAUAAUUUCAGAAAAUUUUAUAUUGAAUGAGCUCGUUGUGUCGGCAUGACAAAAUAAAACACAGUACCAUUUUGUGCAUGAGAGAAGCCAUCGUACGGAGUGGUUUGUUUAUUCGUCUCUUCUUUUGUUUGUGUGUGUCUGCGGCGUUCGACAGUAUGAUUGUUAGUUAUUGAAUGCUGUCCGCUGACUUAUACAUUUGUGAAAUGUGCAGAGAGUGAGAGAAAAAAAAGAGUUAAAUAAAAAAAAGAAGCAUUUUAAGCAAUAAACAAUGAGCCCGCUUUUUCUGCCUGCCUGCUGCUGUGGCUGCGCGGCUGCUGCUUUGUCUUUGCAUUUCGAACACUUUCUAUUUUGAUGGCUGAGUGUGCGUUCAAUCAUUUAUUCUUGUUCAUCUGAGCAAAACGACUUCCAAAAA
Messenger RNA from Sitodiplosis mosellana (orange wheat blossom midge), 11449 nucleotides. RefSeq lists its product as uncharacterized. The record is from RefSeq and is a predicted model, not a curated record. Bases 44 to 1273 code for a protein of 409 amino acids. Gene Ontology annotation, cellular component: tRNA-intron endonuclease complex. Lineage: Eukaryota; Metazoa; Arthropoda; Insecta; Diptera; Cecidomyiidae. Gene Ontology annotation, biological process: tRNA-type intron splice site recognition and cleavage. The transcript is spliced from 4 exons.